Messenger RNA from Teleopsis dalmanni, 732 nucleotides. RefSeq lists its product as uncharacterized. The transcript is spliced from 4 exons. The coding region runs from base 116 to 724 and encodes 202 amino acids. Gene Ontology annotation, molecular function: DNA binding. Lineage: Eukaryota; Metazoa; Arthropoda; Insecta; Diptera; Diopsidae. The record is from RefSeq and is a predicted model, not a curated record.
UUGUCUGAAACUCGAUUAUGCGUAUAAACAAAUGUUGAGCGAUUUGUUUAUGUUUUGAGGAUUGAACUAUUAUUGUUGCCAAUUAAUUAAUGGAAAUAUUUCCAGCGUUUGUGACAUGAGUUCGGACACAGAAGAACAUUUUUCGGUGAAAAAGCGUGUAAGUAAAGUGUGGACAUACUUUGAUAAAAUUAAUCAACAAAGGGUCCGAUGCCGCAUCUGUGAACAUGAACAGAAUUAUCAAGGAACAACGGGAAAUUUAUUACGGCAUUUAAAAUCCAAGCAUAAGAUAGACGCAACAGUUAAACUUCCAAAUGAAAUGUCUACGUUCCUUAAGAUAAAGUCGGAAGAUAUGAAUAAUAAAGAAACUGGCAAUGAGAAAGAUGUUAGAAUGACAACUCGCAGUGCUAAAGAAGCGAAAAUAAAUCUCAGGUCAAACUCUGAUGAACUCAAUGAUAAUGAUAACAUUGAUCCAUAUCCAGAAACAGCAAUUAUAUUUGAAGGAUAUAUUGAGUCAAAUGAAACAAACAAUGACGUUAAAAAGAAAUUAGAUUUUAUGGAACAAAAUAAAAUCGACGAUAAAAAUGUUAAAUAUACUAUCGAAGAGAAACGUGUGCAAGCAGAAAUCGAAUAUUUUCGUGAAAAAGCUGCAUUCUAUAGAAUGCAAAAAAAUUUAGCUGCUUUGAAAGCGAAAAAAAUAAAAUAUGAACUUGAACAAUAUAAUUAACAAAAAUA